Messenger RNA from Striga hermonthica, 720 nucleotides. The record is from the annotation of a GenBank genome assembly. NCBI's taxonomy places the organism in Eukaryota, Viridiplantae, Streptophyta, Magnoliopsida, Lamiales, Orobanchaceae.
AUGUGGCGGCAGGGUAAUCAUCUGCUGCGUGACGCCUCACGCCGCCAGCUACAGCCGCGUGUGGCCUACGCUAGGCACGUCAUCACCGGAGCGGCCUCAAGCCCUAGCUUGUCGAUAUGGCGGCGCAAGAAGGAAAUGGGGAAGGAGGGUUUGAUGGUGGCGAAGGAGCUCAAGCGCCUCCAGUGCCAGCCCGUGCGGUUCGAGCGGUUCAUGAAGGCCAACGUUUCCCGCCUCCUCAAGUCCGACCUCUUCGCCGUCCUCGCCGAGUUUCAGCGACAGAACCUCGUAUCCCUCUCCAUGAAGUUGUACGAUGUGGUGCGCAAGGAAACCUGGUACCGACCCGACAUGUUUUUCUACCGGGACAUGCUAAUGAUGCUAGCCCGGAACAAAAAAAUCGAUGAAGCAAAAACAGUUUGGGCUGAUCUGAAGAGAGAGGAAGUCCUUUUUGAUCAGCACACUUUUGGGGACCUCAUCAGGGCCUUUCUUGAUAACGGGUUGCCGGACGAGGCCAUGUGGAUAUAUAAUGACGAGAUGAGAUGUUCGCCCGACCCGCCUCUGUCCUUGCCCUAUCGCGUAAUAUUAAAAGGGCUUGUUCCAUAUCCCGAGCUCAGGGAGAAGGUGAAGGACGAUUUUUUGGAACUGUUCCCUGGCAUGAUUGUCUAUGAUCCGCCGGAGGGCCUUUCUGAUGACGAGCAUGGAGCGUGGAGCGAAGAGGAUUAA